UUAAGGAGACGAAAAGUAUUCAUACUCAUCCUCCUUGCAAUUGUGGUACUCUAUGCUACAGUCUUCUUUGGUAUUUCAUUUAAAUCUAUUCCAAAGACUGUGAAGUUUUCAUUCAUAGCGAGACAAAACGUCCAUCGAUUUUCUAACUCCCGCGUAAAAUCUCAAGAUCAGCCGAAGAAAUUAUAUGGCGUCAAAUCUCUUUCCAACCAAACGAAAAGAAACGAUGAUAAACUUUAUUCAGCAGAGAAGAGAACCAAGGUGGAAUUCAUGGGCAAAAUAAGAGAGAAUUAUUUAAAUUCGUUCUCAGUAGAAGCUCGACUGAAAAGUUCAUCAAAACRCUCGGCGCCUCUGAAGCUUGGUCAUGAAGAAGGAGCUCUUAUUAAUAAAGCUGUUUUUGGGGAUAGGAAUUUUGAAAAACUUAACAAAACAACCAUUGAAGGUGAGCUAUCGAGCCUUCUUGGAAAAAAUCCUAUUCAUAAAAGCCAAAUCGCCAUUGAAAAUGUUGACAUAAGACGCGGUUUUGAUGGCAAUUAUUCGAGUUAUUGUCAUCUACCUUUCAAAUAUGGUGAAAUGUGCCCAAAAAGCUAUACUCAGUUAGGAGGGGAGUGUAGAAUGUUCGACAAUUCUACGUUUCAUUGUCCAGACAUUCGUCUUAAAGCCAACAAUCCACACAGGCAAGGACAGCUUAUCACCACUAGAAUGUUAAGGAUCUUUGACUUAGUUUGCAAGAAGCAUAAUAUUUCAUACUGGUUAACUGGUGGAACUCUCCUUGGAGCUGCAAGACAUAAAGGUAAUAUUCCUUGGGAUACCGAUAACGACGUGGAAAUCACCUUACGAGAUUACAUCAAGUUCUUUCAAUCUGCUGCCAAGGAUUUACCGGAAGAUAUUUUCUUUCAAAAUUCUAUUUCUGACCCUUCCCUUAGACCAUCAAAUCCUGUAGAGGCAUCACGCUAUUCUCACGACGUUGUUGGAAUUUAUAGACGAAGUUGGAACCCUCGACUAAGAGACACAAAAAGUUGUUAUAAGUAUUGUAUGCAAUAUGGUUGUGCUUGGCAUGAUGGAAUGAUGAUUGAUAUUUUUGUUCAAGAUACUAAAGAUCCAGAAAUUUUUCCUUUAAAACAGAUGGAAUUUGAAGGGUUUUUGUUUCCAGUGCCAAAAAAUUGGCGAAGUCAACUUGAGAAACAUUAUCAUUCCAACUUUAUGAAAGUCCCUGAAAAAGAAAAGGAUAGAUUUCCCGUGGAUUUUCCUGAUACUGAACACAGCUGUGAGGAGCUUAAAACUCGUUGAAAACCUUAAUUUAAGAAACUUAGCCAUUUUCCCACUUCAAAAUUAUAGUGURUUUGAUCAAAACUAGACAAACUCCAGGUGUUUGGAUCUUGUUUUUUUCUGUUGAUCUUAUAAUCAUGAAGGCGGUUUACUCCUAAAUUGAUCAAUUAAAGCCGAACGAUUCAGGACCGACAUUUGACAGAAGUAAUGAAGACUAAUGUACGUAAUAAUAAAAUUCGCGGUCUUGUGGCUUACAGGAUUUCUUACUAAACCAAUAGAAGCGCAAGAUACCUCGUUGCAACGUUAGUCAAAAGAUAAUGGAAUAUUUCAAAGAAAAGAAUGAUUUCGUUUAACUUGUUUAAGACGAUCUUCUCUGUUAAGGUGUUCUCUACAUGACAUUAAAAUAUUUGCAGGUUCUGCCCUUUUUUAGACCACGAAAUAAACAGUUUUGCGUUAUGCAUGUCACACUACUUGUGAAUUUGAUCUUGCGCCAUGACGCAACAAGAUCAAAUAUCCAAAUGUUCUCAGUCAGAAUCACCAAAAUAGUGCAAUAGUACCCAGAAGUCUUCACGGCACCAUCCACUAGUUCUUUGUGGGCAUAGACUAUGAUGAUCCAAGUGCAGUAAAUGUUCUUGUCAGUAAACUUUGCCAGGAAAGAUAGGAAAGCAUAGGUCUACUUUURCGGAUCGAUAUUGCUUAUAUGACUGAUAACGUCUGAUCGAACUUAUACAGGCUUAUAAGCAACCGACUAGGAAUGAAUAAAAUUUCACUUAAACGGA
Actinia tenebrosa (Australian red waratah sea anemone) is the source of this 2045-nucleotide messenger RNA. RefSeq lists its product as uncharacterized. The record is from RefSeq and is a predicted model, not a curated record. Lineage: Eukaryota; Metazoa; Cnidaria; Anthozoa; Actiniaria; Actiniidae.